CUCCGGUCUCCACUCCAAAACACACCAAACCAGACAAAAAUCCUGGUACUCAUUGUGACUUUGUUACUAAAUUUCCCUAGAAAAUCAAUAGGAAAACAAGCAGGAGAGAAAAUGGGUGUCUUUGCAGCAGUAGGGGUGUUGCUUCCCUUCCCGUAUUACUACUGGCUAUGGACAAACCCACAAGCAUGGGUGAACCUAUGUGGGAAAGACAAGAACCCAUCAAAGGUUAUGUCUCAUGUUUCACAUUUCCUCAAGUUGUUGCAGUUCAUUUCUCUUUUUUCAGUUUCCACUCUCUCUUGGCCUCCUCCUCUCUACUUCUGGCCCCUCUUUGGCUUUGGUCAGUUCCUCAACUUCAGGGUAUACCAAUUGCUUGGUGAAUCCGGUACUUACUAUGGUGUUCGCUUUGGGAAGAACAUCCCCUGGGUGACAGAGUUCCCAUUCGGGGUUAUACAAGAUCCACAAUAUGCUGGAAGCAUUUUGAGUCUUUUUGCAUGCCUAUCCUGGACCCCUUUCCAAUACAUUCUCCUGUGGACUCUGGGCUAUGUAUUCAUGAUCUAUGUGGAAUCAAAAGAGGAUCCAGCUACUCGAGCAAAGCCAAUAUCUUGAUUAAAAAUGUUGCAAUUUUACCGUCUAAUGACCUCCAAGAAGAGAGUGGAUGGUUGGAAGAUGCUUUCUUUCUCAGCUCUUUAGGUCCGGUUGAAUAACAUCAUUUUGAACAUCUGAGCCCCGUAUUUCUUUCAAAUUUUGAUGAUUAAUUAUUUUUCUCAUUCUAAUUACUUUAGAAGGUGCUUCUUUGUUUUACAAAGUUUCCUUCUUGUGUAAUUUUCACCUAGUAGACUUACAUUACAUUUGGCUGAAUAUUUUUACAGUUAACUAGUAAAGGCAUUAAUUUUGAAGCUACAUUUUACUGAAUUUUACUA
Messenger RNA from Populus euphratica (Euphrates poplar), 920 nucleotides. Its product is annotated as phosphatidyl-N-methylethanolamine N-methyltransferase. Lineage: Eukaryota; Viridiplantae; Streptophyta; Magnoliopsida; Malpighiales; Salicaceae. The transcript is spliced from 2 exons. Gene Ontology annotation, biological process: phosphatidylcholine biosynthetic process. Gene Ontology annotation, molecular function: S-adenosylmethionine-dependent methyltransferase activity. The record is from RefSeq and is a predicted model, not a curated record. Bases 112 to 606 code for a protein of 164 amino acids.